Molecule: messenger RNA, 399 nt
Organism: Striga hermonthica
Lineage: Eukaryota; Viridiplantae; Streptophyta; Magnoliopsida; Lamiales; Orobanchaceae
Source: the annotation of a GenBank genome assembly
AUGAGCACUUCCAAUUUGGUCGCAGAAUCAGUUUGGGAGGCCAUUGGGUCGACCCGUUCAGUCACGGAUGAUCAGCUGUCCAUAUUACAUUUUAUAUAUGGGAAGAAUUUCGAGAAAGCCACUAGGAUUUUUGAUCAAAAGGGAGUCAAGAGGAUUUCCGGUGAGCCCAGUGGCCUAUUCAUUUUUCAGGUUGUGGGAGAAUCUAGGAGAAAGGAAGAGUACUUGUGCUUUGGGGAACACUAUUGUGCUUGUUAUUCAUUCUUCUAUGACAUCGUAAACAAAGGAGAAGAACUUUGUUGUAAGCAUCAACUGGCUGCAAGACUUGCAGCCUCAACUGGGACGUGCAUUGAAGUUAGAGUUUCUGAUGAGGAAUUGGCCUUAUUGUUAGCGGACCUCUGA